Messenger RNA from Oryza brachyantha (malo sina), 1317 nucleotides. RefSeq lists its product as uncharacterized. Bases 1 to 1233 code for a protein of 410 amino acids. The transcript has 6 exons. Lineage: Eukaryota; Viridiplantae; Streptophyta; Magnoliopsida; Poales; Poaceae. The record is from RefSeq and is a predicted model, not a curated record.
AUGGAACUAACAGACUAUGAGAGGAAGAGGAACAUACAAAUUGACAGGAAUAAUAAGGUGCUACAAUCAUUUGGUUUACCUGAACUGAAAAAGUCUCUUUUUAGUAUGUUUCAUGGGAAGGGAAAUAGCAGUGAACAAGUUAUCUUAGCGAAGAAGCGGAGAAAUACUAGUAAUCAGGAGGAAUCUGGAUCGGAUUAUGAACCAAAUGAGGAGGAAACUGAAACAGACAGUGAUGACAUAGAUGGAAACAGCCUAGGACAAAUGGUUCAGCAGAAGCAUGGAAAAACUCUUGCUAGGUUACAUCAGAUUAAGCCCCUGAUAAAUUCAAAGAUGGCACCUGGUACAAGACCUCAAAAGAUGGCUAAAAGCUCCUCCAACAAUGAAUCUAACUCUGUGUCAACACGUUCUCGGGUGAAUCCAUUGGAUAAUGCACACGUGACUGAUCACAGGAUUGGAAGAGCUAUAACAUCAGUUAGCAACCAUCUCUUAGACUGGAACCAAAUUAGGGAUCCACAAGAAUCCACACCAAGUCCAAGCAAUUCACCUAUGGCAACUCAAUUUUCUCGGUUGAGCAAUGAUAUUACUGAUGGCAAUUCUGCUACCCAUAACUAUGAUGGGGUCAGUGAAACUACUAAACAAUUUGGUAUGGUUGUUUCACUGCAAGCUGAAGAUGCACCAACUAGCUCUGAAAAACGUAAACAGACUAUGGGACAUGGACUUGAGAAGUAUGUACAGAGGACAGGUCACAAAAUGCACAUCUCUUUCACUGAUGGUAAGCGAAGACCACAGGAUCCAACCCAAGCUUCGAAGCUAGCAUCGGAAUGCGGAAUUCACAUUAGAAACCAUCUGCGUGUUGCAACACAUUGGAAGAUGUACAAGACAAAUGACUACAAGAAAGCCAUCCCAGCUGCUAUCACUUCUAUAGCGGGAAAGUUUGACAUGAAUGCAAAUGAUGAAGUGGCUCGGGCAACAUGCACUAAUAUUAUUAAGGAUGGUAUCCGGCAACAGCGGUAUAGGCUUAAGAGCAAAUAUUUUAAUAAUGUUCCUAUUAGUGAAGUGCUUUCAAAAGGCCCACCACCACGUGUCAGUCCGGAAGAUUGGGCAAAACUUGUAGAGAAAUGGACAGAUCCAAAGCACAAGGAAACUUGUGAAAAGAAUAAAAUUAAUCGAGAACAGGUAAAUUUCACCAAACUACAGGUUCUAGGAGUUAUGUUUGUGCAAUCCAUUCUAUGAAGGUGAAUAACAAUGAUCAAGAACCAGAUGCUAUUGACUUUUUCAAAGAGAGCCAUUUCAGCAAGAAGAAAGGUUCCAUGAGUG